UUUGUGUUUUCACCUCAUACGUAGGACCAGGAGGUUGGCUUGACUUUUCCAUUUUCAGUGGCUGGCUGUUUAUAAUUUUAACGUUUUUGUCGGUGGAAUCAUCUUCUUUCGUUUAGUUAAUGUAUGAGUGAUUAAUUUAUACUUGUGGCUCGUCCACACUUUUUCCAAUUUAUUCGUUUUGCCGGGCAAACAUGUACUCAGGACCAGCUCGCCACUCAUCUGCUACCGGUGCUGGACCACUGGGUACGCAGUUUAAGUUUACAAUCGCUGAAACUUGUGAAAAGAUUAAAGAAGAAUUCAACUAUCUUCAAGCUCAGUACCAUCAGUUGAAAUUGGAAUGUGAAAAAAUAGCGUCAGAAAAGACUGAAAUGCAGCGGCAUUAUGUCAUGUAUUAUGAAAUGUCCUAUGGAUUGAAUGUUGAAAUGCACAAACAGACUGAAAUAGCGAAAAGAUUAAAUGCAAUUAUUGGUCAAGUGAUUCCUUUCCUAGCAUCAGAGCAUCAGCAGCAAGUUGCCACAGCUGUUGAUCGGGCCAAACAGGUUACUAUGUCAGAACUGAACGCAAUUAUUGGGCAGCAUCAGCAGCAGGGCUUGCAACAACUCUUGCAACAGAUUCAUGCUCAACAAGCUCCACAUGGCGCUCCUGGAGGAACUGUUCCAUUUUUGCCACACAUGGCUGCACCUGGAGCCCUCCUGGGUUUACCUCAUCCGCUCUCAAAACCCAUAGACCCUCGUGAACCGAUUCCUCUCAAGCGAUCGUCCUCUAUACCCGAGGACCGAUUACGGAGUCCCGUAUCUCCAAGUGUGAACAAGUAUAGAUCUCCGGAGCCUGACACUAAACGUAGAAGACCUGAAAGUAAAAUCCAUGCUCCUGAAAGUGAUGGUGAUAAGAGUGAUCAAGAAUUAGUUGUAGAUGAAGCAAAUGAAGAAUCGCAUUCAGCUCCUAGUGCAAGUAAUGGUCCUCUAGAUGCCUCUCAUGAUAAACUGAGCGGGCUUGGAAGCAAAUUGGAUCGGCCAACAAGUCAUAGUGGUUCCUCCGGCUCUAACAGUCGUACACCCACCCCCACCGCAAAGAGCAAAGAUAUUGACAAACCGCCAACUCCUCUGUCGAAACCAAGUACUCCAGGAUUAGGAAAAACUCCUCCAUCAGCAAUUCCCCCAAUGGGUCUCGGCUAUCCUGGAAUGCCACGAAAUAGUCUUCCUCCAGAAGUACAUCUUUCUUCCUCUGUUGGGUACAAUGCCUCGGCGAGAAAUUCAUUGCCAUCUGGUGAACCGAGGUCAUCAACUCCUCUGAAUCAUGCAAGUGAUCUGAGUCUUUCAGCAACUAAAUUACCUUAUUCAAUGCAUUUAAAUGGUAACGGAGGCCCUCCUGCACCUGUAGUCUUGCCAAACGAUGGAUUAGUAUCAAUGGGAGUGCCUAAACUAGCCCGACAAACGGUGUCGCUUCAUCACGGAGAGGUAGUUUGUGCUGUAACUGUGAGUAGUGUAGCAAAACACGUGUACACAGGCGGAAAAGGGUGUGUUAAAGUUUGGGAUAUCAGUGCACCCUCAGCUCCCCUGUCCCAGCUUGACUGUCUGCAAAGGGAUAGCUAUAUCAGGUCAGUGAGACUCCUGCCCGAUGGACGCACACUAAUCGUAGGUGGUGAAGCCAGUAAUCUCUGUAUUUGGGAUUUAGCGCAACCAACACCACGAAUUAAAGCAGAACUUACAUCAAAUGCACCUGCUUGUUAUGCCUUGGCAGUUAGUCCUGAUUCCAAAGUUUGUUUUAGUUGCUGCUCGGACGGUCAUGUAGCAGUUUGGGACCUUCAGAAUCAAACUAUAGUACGCCAGUUCCAAGGUCACACCGAUGGAGCGUCUUGUAUAGAUGUAACGCCAGAUGGUAACACUCUUUGGACAGGUGGCUUGGAUAACACCGUGCGCUCAUGGGAUCUUCGACAAGGACGCCAACUGCAUCAGCAUGAUUUUCCCUCUCAGAUCUUUUCUUUAGGUUACUGUCCAAGUGGAGACUGGCUAGCCGUCGGAAUGGAGAAUUCGGCUAUCGAAGUAUUACACACAACUAAGACUGAACGAUAUCAAUUACAUUUGCACGAUUCGUGUGUGUUAUCUUUGAAGUUUGCCUCCAGUGGGAAGUGGUUUGUUUCUACAGGAAAAGACAAUCUUUUAAAUGCAUGGCGGACUCCUCAUGGAGCCUCUUUAUUCCAAUCAAAAGAGUCCUCAUCUGUUUUGAGCUGUGAUAUUUCCUUGAAUGAUAAGUACAUUAUCACUGGAUCUGGUGACAAAAAAGCCACUGUCUACGAAGUGCACUACUAACUGACGCAUUGCUCUAUUUUACGUAGAGACAGUUUCAGUAGGUUUUCUUAGGACCUGAUUAGUUAUAAUUUUCAAUCAGACUUGGGUUUUUAUUUUUUUAAAUCAGUUCUCUUUCUUUACUAUUGUGAGGGUUUUGUUGGACCCAUCUUUCAUGUAGAUUUUUAACAGAGGCGGCAACCUUGAAAGCAAAUCGUGCUGAAUCAGGCCAAAUUUUUUGGCGCCCAUCAAUGAAAUGUGUUUUCAAAAUUUCAUUCCUCAAGUGGAUACAUCUUUAGAUCUUUAGAUGAUACCAGUACUGAUGCAAUUUUUUGUCUCCUGGUUCCUGAAAAAAGAAAAAAAUGGGUAGUAAAACAAACAGGACGCUCUUUCCACCACUAGAAUUUGUCAAUGACUUCAAAUUUUUGAAUUGUCGUGGUGGCGGUUUUGACUUUCCUUUUUUCUACCCUCAAGCUGACCAACCCAAAUCUUGGGAUCCAUUUUUAGGUUGCCGUACCUUUUGCAGUGAUCCUUCUGUACUGUAUAAUUACCAUGUAAAUACUGUGAAUAUAAUGUUUUCAGUUAAGAUAAGUGCUUUGUAAAAGCUCUUUUUACAAGUUGUAUGUAUUCCUUUUAAUUUUAAAAAAAUCGCAAAGUUCUUUGCUUCUGUUUUGUAUUAAUGAAAGCAUGUUUCUUAGUUGACUCAUCGAUUGUACAGCAUUUAGCGAAAAGGAACAAACUUUUGUGAAAGGGAACGGGUCUGCUCGUUGAAAGUGGUCAGCAGAAUUGCACUCUAAUCUUCAUUGAUAGAAGUUUUCUACCCAACACUUAAAGUUAUUUGAGCUACAGGAUUUUUGCUCUAUUUAUUUAUUUUUGAUCCAUGAUUAGAGUUUAAUGAAAAAAUCACCUCUUACUAGAAUUGUUUCCAAAAUCUAUCCUUGCCACUAGACUACCAACUGAAUGGAUGAGGUUCCAAGGGAUGUAAACUGAUGAUUUUGUGUGUGUUCUAAAGAUGGUAAUAAAUUUUGAGACGGGAAAUAAAAGCAAGGAUUAAGAUCCAUUUACAUGGGAAAUUCUGCUUAUCAAUGAACUAAUUGAAUCGAUGUAUGCAAAAAUGUCCGAUGUCUAAGACGGUGUUUCAAAAUUUGAGUGGACAAUUUCGUCGUAACUUAACGACACAAGAUGGUUUAAGAUGUUCGGAAUGUGGAACAAUUUUAUAAAUAAUCCCCCAAGUGUAAUUAAACAUUUACAAAAGAGAUCAAUCCUAUUCAUCAGUGUCAUGGGACAAAAGAAACCCACCGCAAUUAUGAAACCCUGUAUUUGGACAAUGGACGUUUUCGCAUACGUCGAUUCAGUUAAUGAGUGUACCCACUGUUUUCCAAAAAGCUGGUUUUCCUUUCACUUCGUUGAGCUCUACUAUUUUUCCAAUGAAACCAGAACAUUACUAUUCAUCCUAAUGAAUAACUCUAAUUCCGGUUUAUAUGUAAGUAAACUGAUGUUAUGUUGAUUUAACUGGUGUAGGUAUAUUUUAAAUCUUAUCUAGAGUGUUCAAAGAUUUUAAUUACGGGUCAAAUCAGUGAGAUGACCCUGUUCAGCAAAAACUGAAUUUUUGGCGUCACAAUAUGAUGGCCUAAGUUCGAAACCGUGUAUCUCCAUAUCAGUGUUACAAAAUGUAUGCAAGCGAUUUAAUUUGUUGAAGAAAAACAAGCCAACCUAUACCUUGAAAUUUAGACGGAAUAUUCCGCUAACAGAGAAGAAUAAUCCAGGACGUUUUAAAAAACUUGCGUUAACUGGGUUUCCACAGAUAAAUAUGAUAGGAAGUCUUCAACGUCGCCAACAGAGAUACAUGGCUUUGCUUUCAGCCAUUAAUUAGUUUCUUACACACUAAACAUCACUUUUUGUCAUUAUCAAGUCAACCAUUAACAACAUUUUGUGACAUUCAAUAAAGAGGAGGGUCCUAACUUGACAAAAAAAAAAUAAAAAUACAUUGAUGUUUCCUCUUAUGAGUUUGGAGCCCUUAAUUCUUUAUGACGCUGCUGAAGUCGAUGCAGAUUUAUUUCAGUCGGAACAAAGAUGAUGAUUGUUGUAAUGAAAACUUUAAAACUAAAUUUUCCCAAAUUCCCAAAACGUAAAUUUGGCUUUGAUUGAUAAAUUUGAUUUUUUAUUUUUUUUUUUUUUACUCAAACUGUUUGCUGAAAUGUCCUUAGUGCAGUUGUAUCAAAAUUUCAGUUUAAGGCUCCUAAAUAUCUCAUAUUCUCUAUGUAUUCCUCUUCUACUAGAACACCUAGGUUAUUUUCCUAGCAAAUUGUUACUACUGCUGUGUAACUACAGGGUUGUAUAAAAAUCUCAAUUUUAACCAUCUGGGCAUCUCAGUUGGGACACCUCUUGUCUCAUCAUAGUAAUACUUAGAUUAUCCAAUAAAUUGUGGCGGAAGCUCAAGCCAAAUAAUGAAAAAGGCAUAAAAAUACAUAAAAUUACGUAUAAUAUGUACAAAAAAUGAAGAAAAAAAUAGAGAAAGGAUAAACAAUACAAAUAAUUUGCAAAUUGGCUUUAAUGUCGAAUAUCAUCGAUUAGCAAUAAGCCGUUGAUUGAGGUAUUACUGUGCUUGUGAAAA
Bemisia tabaci is the source of this 4899-nucleotide messenger RNA. Its product is annotated as protein groucho. Gene Ontology annotation, cellular component: nucleus; transcription regulator complex. Gene Ontology annotation, biological process: negative regulation of canonical Wnt signaling pathway; regulation of DNA-templated transcription. Lineage: Eukaryota; Metazoa; Arthropoda; Insecta; Hemiptera; Aleyrodidae. The record is from RefSeq and is a predicted model, not a curated record. Gene Ontology annotation, molecular function: transcription corepressor activity; protein binding.